Messenger RNA from Ostrea edulis (European flat oyster), 13897 nucleotides. RefSeq names its product dynein beta chain, ciliary-like. Gene Ontology annotation, molecular function: dynein light intermediate chain binding; dynein intermediate chain binding; ATP binding. The record is from RefSeq and is a predicted model, not a curated record. Lineage: Eukaryota; Metazoa; Mollusca; Bivalvia; Ostreida; Ostreidae. The transcript is spliced from 48 exons. Gene Ontology annotation, biological process: microtubule-based movement. The coding region runs from base 157 to 13551 and encodes 4464 amino acids. Gene Ontology annotation, cellular component: dynein complex.
AAUUUCCGAGCACGUGUUUACCUAGCAACGGCUGGAUACAGGCGACAUUAUUGCCAUUGGUGACUUGUUCAACGCACAGUGAGACGUGCGGAAUGUUGUAGACUUUAGAAAAUAAUAGUUGUGUGUUAGAUAAAGGAUUCCUUUAGAAGAGGAAACAUGGCAUCGGAACUCGAGCUAAAUGAUUCUCGAGUGGAGUUCAUCGCUGACUAUGUCAUCAAAACUCUCAAGAUCAAGCCAGACAAAUGGACCAAAAUGUACAGUCUCGAAGAGACCAGACAAAUGUAUCUAGACUUCUUUGAGAAGUCAGAUAUACCAUGUCUUAUAGUAACUGCAACUUCGGCGGGUGGUCUAAACACUCAGUUUGAGUGGCCAAACAAUCCUAAAGCCAAAGCUUGCUAUUUUGUCAAAAAGGGCAGAGAUGCUAUUCAAAAGGAAACCAAUUUCAGAAAAGCCUAUCUCUAUGGUGACAUGUCCUACCAGCCAUUGGACCAGUUGUCUGCGUUUGUUGAUGAAGUCUUGGUGCCACUUCUGUCCAACGACAGAAACCAUGAACAGUGGCCCCAUGUUGUCUCUAAAGAUGUUACAAGACAUGUACACAGUUUGAAGAGUAAUGUGUAUGUGGUGUCUGGUCAGGCCAAGGGGAAGACACUCCUCCCCCUACCUGUGGGAGCUGAAAAAGUGGAACAGGUGGAAGAGGACAAGGACACACUUGACAGAGCCCUGAUUCAUGCCAUUGAAUCUGUGAUCAUUGAUUGGACUCAUCAGAUCAGGGAUGUACUCAAAAAGGACUCAGCCCAGCCCCUGCUUGAGGGACACAACCCCACCCCAUUUGUGGAGAUUGAGUUCUGGAAGAACAAAGCUACCAACUUAGAAUGCAUAUAUGACCAGCUCAGGGAUCCAAAGGUCAGAAAGAUGGCAGAGAUUUUAGAGAGAACACAGAGCAGCUAUUUCCCCACAUUCAAGGACAUCUUCAGAGAUGUUGUGGCAGCUUUGACUGAGGCACAGGACAUCAACAUUUACCUGAAGCCCCUGCGUCAUCACUUUGAGGAUUUUGAGCAGGCAGAAUUUGACGAGAGCAUUCCCAUGUUGGCCCCAAUGAUGCAUACUUGCUGUCUGACCUGGGCCAACUCUGAGUACUACAACACUCCAGCCCGCAUCAUUGUGCUUCUGCAGGAAAUGUGCAACAUGAUCAUUAACAUGGCUAGAACCUUCCUUGAUCCAACAGAGAUCUUCAAAGGAGAGAUUGAGGAGACCAUUGAGAAAGUUCGUAAAGCUUGUAGUGUGCUGGAUGCUUACAGAAGCACAUAUGAGGAUCACAAAGAAAGACUGAAGAGCUAUUUCCCAGAGGGAACAGAGCCCAGACUGUGGGAGUUUGCACCCAAAUUGGUGUUUGCUCGCUAUGACAAGUUUGUGGAAAGAGUCAAGACUGUUAGGGAGCUGAUGGAGACUGCUUUGGAGUUUAUGAAGCUAGAGAAGGUGGAGUUUGGUGGUAUCAAGGGAAAGCUUCUAAGUCAGCAGGUUGUACAGCUGCAUGAAGAAUUCCAGGAGCAGUAUGGAGUUUUCACCAACAAAUCUUACGAUUGUCUAGACCCAAGCAGUAAUGAAUUUUUGGAAGACUUCCAGAUGUUCUUGGAUAAGAUCAGCGACUUUGACAGAAGACUGGCCACUAUUAUCUGUCAAGGUUUUGAUGACUGCUCAGGAAUAGAAUCGGUAUACAAGAUGUUGGACAUCUUGGGCUCCUUGCUUGAAAGAGAGUUGAUCAAGAAAGACUUUGAUGAGAAAUAUCCUCUCAUUGUGAAAAUGAUGGACAAAGAGUUAGAUACUGCUAAACUUAUUUAUGAUAAUCAAAUGGCAGCUAAGAAAGAGGCCGGUAAGGCAUCACUUCACAAAAACAUGCCCAAAGUUUCUGGCAGUUUGAGAUGGGCUCAGGAACUCAGGGAGAGGAUUUCAGCUCCAAUGGGUAACUUCAAGUCACUGGAGCAUAGAUGUAUGCAGGAGGAUAGUGCCAAAUUAGUUUUCACCAAAUAUGAAGAAAUGUGUAACCUUCUGAGUCAGUGGGAUGACGAAAUCUACAAGGAGUGGGAAGCAGGAGUGAGUGAAGCAUGUUCAUUCAACCUUAGUCAGCCUCUGAUUGUUAGAGACGAAGAGACCAAACUCAUCAGUGUGAACUUUGACCCACAGUUGACUGCUGUCUUGAGGGAGGUGAAAUAUCUGGAGGCUCGUAGCCAAGAGGAGAUUCCCCAGAGUGCAGCAGACAUGUACAAGAAGAAUGACACAUUGUGGAAGUUCCUAACAAACUUAGAUCUCUCUGUUCAUCUGUACAAUAAGGUCAGAAACACUAUCCUAGAAGUGGAGUUCCCACUUAUUGAAAGUCAGCUCCAGGACAUUGACGUUCAGUUGGAGCAGGCAGAAAAAUCACUGAACUGGGAGAGUGAAGGUGUUUGGGAUUACAUAGAGAAAACGAGGAACCAAGUCAUUGACCUUGAAAAGCGAGUUCAACAAGCCAAGGACAAUGUGGAGGAGAUUAAAACACUGAUGGCAACAUGGAGCAAGCAGCCUCUGUUUGAAAGGAAGGAGGACAAACACGAUACGUUGCUGAAUGUGGAUGACAGGAAGGAGAGACUGAACAAACGUUACGAUGAAAUCAAAAACAUCGGACAGAAAAUCCAUGGACUUUUACAGAAAAAUUUGGAGUUAUUCAAAGCAGAUGGAAACACAGAUACAUGGAAGGCCUAUGUGGAUUAUGUAGAUGAAAUGAUUGUAGAUGGAUUCUUCAACACAAUUCACUGCAGUCUUAAAUUCUUAUUGGAUCAAACAGACACCAAAAAUAAUCCCAACCCAUUGUUUGAAGCUCACCUUGAACUUCAGGUGCCAGAUAUGGUGUUCCUUCCGUCAUUAGACUAUGGUGUAGCUGAUGGAUUCUAUGAUUUAGUGGACGGUCUAGUCGGUGAUGUGUACAAGCAGGCCUCUUUAGUUGGACGCUUGGCUGCACACAGUGGACAGGAGCACUACCAACCAGACUUGGAGGACAUGGAAGAAUUAUCAGAAAUGAGACAAGAGUUAAUGGAGAGGAUACAAAACAUUAUGAACAAGGCCUGUGAAUUCAGGAAUACAUUUGAUAACUACUCCUAUCUGUGGGUGGAUGACAGAAAUGAAUUCAUGAGGCAGUUCUUGCUGUAUAACCAUGUUCUCACCACUGAGGAGAUUGAAGCACACGCCGAAGAUGGUGUCCCAGAAAAGCCUCCUACACUUGACCAGUUUAAAGAACAAAUUAAUACAUACGAGAAAAUUUAUGAAGAGGCAGAGAAAAUAGAGCCUACCAUGAUUUUUGAACACUGGUUUAGGGUAAACUCCAAGCCAUUUAAACAAGCUUUAUUGAACACAAUCAAACGUUGGAGCUUUAUGUUCAAGCAACAUCUGAUUGACCAUGUAACAAACAGUUUGAAGGAGCUGGGUGAGUUCAUUAAGACGACUGAUGCUGGCCUGACAAAGCCUGUGGAAGAGGGAGAUUAUAGUGGGUUGGUAGAUUGCAUGGGUUAUCUCUUCGCUGUCAAGGACAGGCAGGCCACCACUGAUGAAAUGUUUGAACCACUCAAACAGACCAUAGAACUGCUGAAAACGUACGAUCAGGAACUUCCAGAAGAAGUCCAUCUCCAGCUUCAGGAAUUGCCGGAGCAGUGGAACAACUCAAAGAAAAUAGCCAUCACAAUUAAACAACAAGUUGCUCCUUUACAAGCAACUGAGGUUGCUAACAUUAGGAGGAAGACAGCAACCUUUGAUGUUUCUCAACACAAGUUCAGAGAAAAGUUCCGCAGCAUUCCUCCAUUCAGAUUUGAGUGUGAUAAACCAUACGCACAUCUUGACAAGUACCAUGAAGAAAUUGCAGCCAUGGAGAAAGAGAUGGUGGAAUUGAUGGAUUCAGCCAGUCUGUUUGAGGUCAAUAUCCCAGACUUCAAGCAGCUCAAACAGUGCAGGAAGGAAAUUAAACUCUUGAAAACACUAUGGGACUACAUCAUCAUGGUGCAGAGCAGCAUUGAUGAUUGGAAGACCACCUUCUGGAAGGAAAUCAAUGUGGAGCAGAUGGACAUGGAUUGCAAGAAGUUUGCCAAGGACAUCAGAGCUCUGGACAAGGAGAUGAGAGCUUGGGAUUCCUAUCUUGGUCUGGAGAACACAGUGAAGAACAUGCUUACAUCACUCAGAGCAGUCAGUGAGCUCCAGAACCCAGCCAUCAGGGAUCGCCAUUGGCAACAACUUAUGGUGGCAACAAAGGUACGCUUUGUCAUGGAUGAAAGCACUACCCUGGCUGAUCUGUUGUCCCUGAACCUCCACAACUUUGAGGAUGAUGUCCGUGGUAUUGUAGACAAAGCAGUGAAGGAAAUGAGCAUGGAGAAAGUGCUUAAAGAGUUGGAUGCCACCUGGACCACCAUGGAGUUUGAACACGAACCUCACCCCAGGACAAAGAUCACUAUGCUGAAGACAAGUGAAGAGUUGAUUGAAACUCUUGAGGAUAACCAGGUCCAACUACAAAACAUGUUGUCUUCCAAAUACAUUGCCCACUUCUUGCAAGAAGUUUCCCAGUGGCAGAAGAAACUGUCGACAGCUGAUCAGGUCAUUUCCAUCUGGAUGGAGGUACAGAGGACUUGGUCUCACUUGGAAAGUAUCUUUAUUGGAUCAGAAGACAUCAGAAACCAGCUGCCUGAGGACUCCAAUAGAUUUGACGGUAUCGACACAGAUUUCAAGGAAUUGGUGUCCGAGGUUGAGAAGUACAAGAAUGUUGUGGAGGCCACCAAUCAGCCCAACCUCUACGAGCGGUUAGAAGGUCUCCAGGACCAGCUAACUCUGUGUGAGAAGGCUCUCGCUGAGUACCUAGAAACCAAACGUCUUGCCUUCCCAAGAUUCUACUUCGUGUCCUCAGCUGAUCUGCUGGACAUCUUGUCCAAUGGCAACAAUCCCUCUGUGGUAUCUCGUCACUUGACGAAAUUGUUUGAUAGCAUGGCCCAGCUGAAGUUCACUCAGGAUGAUGGGGGUAAUGACACCAAGAUUGCUAUAUCUAUGUACAGUAAGGACGGAGAAGUAGUGGAACUGGACAAACCAUGUGACUUGGCUGGACAGGUAGAGCACUGGCUGAAUAACCUGUUGGAUGCCAUGAGGAGCACAGUGAGGCAUGAGAUGACUGAGGCUGUGUCUACAUAUGAGGAGAAGCCCCGAGACCAGUGGCUGUUUGAUUUCCCUGCCCAGGUGGCUUUAUGUGGCACCCAGAUCUGGUGGACCACAGAAGUCAACAUUGCCUUUGGCAGACUUGAGGAAGGAUAUGAAAAUGCUUUGAAGGACUAUAACAAGAAACAGAUUCAGCAGUUGAACAACCUCAUUUCUCUUCUGGUGGGUAAAUUGUCCUCUGGAGAUCGACAGAAGAUCAUGACCAUCUGUACCAUUGAUGUGCAUGCUCGAGAUGUGGUGGCCAAACUGAUUACCACCAAGGUAGACAGCUCUCAAGCUUUCGCCUGGCUGUCUCAGCUCAGACACAGGUGGGACGACAAUGAGAAGGACUGCUUCGCCAACAUCUGUGAUGCCCAGUUCCGGUACUCGCAUGAGUACCUGGGUAACACCCCUCGACUGGUCAUCACUCCUCUCACUGACAGAUGUUACAUCACACUGACUCAGUCCCUUCAUUUGAUCAUGAGUGGUGCACCAGCUGGUCCCGCUGGAACCGGAAAAACUGAGACCACCAAGGAUCUGGGCCGUGCUCUGGGUAUCAUGGUGUACGUCUUCAACUGCUCAGAACAGAUGGACUAUAAAUCCAUUGGUAAUAUUUACAAAGGACUUGCCCAAUCUGGUGCCUGGGGAUGCUUUGAUGAGUUUAACCGCAUUGCUGUAGAGGUAUUGUCUGUGGUUGCUGUCCAGGUCAAAUGUAUUCAGGAUGCCAUCAAGGAGAAGAAGAAGAUAUUCAACUUCCUUGGAGAAACCAUCAAGCUGGUUCCGACUGUAGGACUCUUCAUUACCAUGAACCCUGGUUAUGCUGGUCGCACAGAGUUGCCUGAGAACCUCAAAGCCCUUUUCAGACCAUGUGCUAUGGUGGUUCCAGAUUUUGAAUUGAUUUGUGAAAUCAUGUUGGUGGCUGAAGGUUUCUUGGAAGCCAGGCUGCUGGCCAGAAAGUUCAUCACCCUGUACAGUUUGUGUAAGGAGCUGCUCUCCAAACAGGAUCAUUAUGAUUGGGGUCUAAGAGCCAUCAAGUCUGUGUUGGUUGUGGCUGGAGCACUGAAGAGAGGUGACCCAGAACGUCCUGAGGAUCAGGUAUUAAUGAGAGCCCUGAGAGAUUUCAACAUCCCGAAAAUCGUUAUUGAUGACUUGCCCAUCUUCAUGGGUUUGAUUUCCGACUUGUUCCCUGCCCUCAAUGUGCCCCGUAAGAGAGAUCUGGACUUUGAGAAACAGAUUAAACAAGCUACUCUGGACCAGAAACUGCAACCAGAAGACAACUUCAUCCUCAAGAUUGUACAGCUGCAGGAGUUGCUAGAUGUACGUCACUCAGUCUUUGUGCUGGGAUUUGCUGGUGUUGGUAAGAGUAAAGUUUGGGGAACACUAAACAGGACCUACAAAAACCAAGGAAAGAAGCCCAAUGCUGUGGAUCUGGAUCCCAAAGCAGUGACAAACAAUGAACUGUUUGGUAUCAUCAACCCAGCAACCAGAGAGUGGAAAGAUGGUUUGUUCUCCGUGAUUAUGCGUGAUCUGGCCAACAUGUCGGGUGAUGGCCCCAAGUGGAUUGUUCUGGAUGGUGACAUUGACCCUAUGUGGAUUGAGUCCCUGAACACUGUCAUGGAUGACAACAAAGUGCUGACGCUGGCCAGUAACGAGCGUAUCCCUCUCACUCCCUCCAUGAGGCUGUUGUUUGAGAUCAGUCAUUUAAGGACUGCCACCCCAGCUACAGUGUCCAGGGCUGGUAUCUUGUUCAUCAACCCUCAGGAUCUCGGCUGGAUCCCAUACACCCAGAGCUGGAUUGACAAGCGAGAGGUCCAGUCAGAGAGAGCCAAUCUGACCAUCCUCUUUGACAAGUACGUUCCUAUGUGUCUGGAGACGAUGCGCACUCGCUUCAAGAAGAUCACACCUGUAGCAGACAACAGUCACAUCCAGAUGUUGUGUUACCUGCUGGAAUGUCUGUUGACCCCAGAGAACACGCCCCCAGACUGUGCCAAGGAGCUGUAUGAGCUGUACUUUGUCUUUGCCUGUGUCUGGGCCUUUGGAGGUGUCACUUUCCAGGAUCAGUUGGUGGAUUACAGAGUGGAAUUCACCAAAUGGUGGACCACAGAGUUCAAGACAGUCAAAUUCCCCACCACCGGCACUGUGUUUGAUUACUACAUUGAUACAGACACCAAGAAGUUUGAGCCCUGGACCAAAAUGGUGCAGAAAUUCGAACUGGACCCUGAUCUUCCACUCCAGGCUGCCUUGGUGCAUACAUCGGAGACCACUCGCGUGAAGUACUUCCUGGACAUGUUGGUUGACAAGCGUCGCCCAGUCAUGUUAGUGGGCACUGCUGGAACGGGUAAGACUGUGCUGAUGGGUGACAAGCUCAAUGCCCUCUCAGAGGACUUCAUGGUUACAAACAUCCCCUUCAACUUCUACACAACCUCAGAGAUGUUGCAGAGAACUCUGGAGAAACCGCUCGAGAAGAAGGCUGGUCGUAACUUUGGUCCUCCUGGUACCAGACGGUUGAUCUACUUUGUGGAUGACAUGAACAUGCCAGAGGUUGACAAGUACUUCACUGUUCAGCCCCACACCCUGAUCAGACAACACAUUGACCACAGCCAUUGGUAUGACAGGGCCAAACUGACCCUGAAGGAAAUCCACAACACACAGUAUGUGGCAUGCAUGAACCCCACCGCUGGUAGCUUCACCAUUGACUCCAGGUUACAGCGUCACUUCUGUGUCUUCUCCAUUAAUUUCCCUAACAAUGAGGCCCUGGGCACUAUUUACACUAGCAUUCUGCAGCAACAUCUUGCCUUGACUGGCUUUGCCCAGGCCGUCCAGAAAUUCUGUGGAACUCUCAUCAAUGGAGCUCUGGCUCUUCAGGCCAAAAUGGCCACCACAUUCUUGCCGACUGCCAUCAAGUUCCACUACAUCUUCAACCUCAGAGAUAUGUCCAACAUUUUCCAGGGUCUGCUGUUUGCUCUACCAGAAUGUGCCAAAACUCCUAUUGAAUUGACUCGACUGUGGUUACACGAGGCUGAGAGAGUGUAUCGAGACAAGCUCACUGAUGAAAAAGACAUGGAAACUUUUGAUAAGCUUAUAAAAGAUAUUUUCAAAAAGAAUUUUGAGGAUUUGGAUGAAGCAGUUGUCUUAAAACGUCCACUCCUUUUCUGCCAUUUUGCCCAAGGAGUUGGUGAUCCUAAAUACAAUGCAGUAGAAGGAUGGCCAGAGUUGAACAAGAUCCUUGUUGAAGCUCUAGACAGUUACAAUGAAUUGAAUGCCGUCAUGAACCUUGUGUUAUUUGAGGAUGCUAUGAUGCAUGUGUGUCGUAUUAACCGUAUCCUUGAGUCCCCACGAGGUAAUGCUCUCCUAAUUGGAGUAGGUGGUUCUGGUAAGCAAAGCUUGUCACGAUUGGCUGCCUCCAUCAGCAGCUUGGAGGUGUUCCAGAUCACCCUCAGGAAAGGAUAUUCCAUUGCUGAUCUGAAAUUGGACAUUUCUCAGCUCUACAUAAAGGCAGGUCUGAAGAACAUGGGAAUGGUCUUCUUGAUGACAGAUGCCCAGGUGGCUGAUGAGAAAUUCCUUGUUUUAAUUAAUGACUUGCUGGCUUCUGGAGAAAUCCCCGAUCUCUUCCCAGAUGACGAGGUGGAGAAUGUUAUCAAUGGUGUCCGUAAUGAAGUGAAAGGUCUUGGUAUGGAAGACAGCAGAGAGAAUUGCUGGAGAUUCUUCAUUGACAAAGUCCGCAGAUCACUGAAGGUCGUGCUUUGCUUCUCCCCUGUGGGGUCCACUCUUAGAGUCAGGAGCAGAAAAUUCCCUGCUGUCACCAACUGUACAAGCAUUGACUGGUUCCAUGAGUGGCCGGAAGAUGCUUUAAUGUCAGUAUCUGGACGCUUCCUUGAGGAGGUUGAGCUCCUGGCACCUGAAAUGAGAGAAUCCAUUGCCACUUUCAUGUCAUUUGUCCACAAAUCUGUGAAUGAGAUCAGCGCAGUGUACCUACAAAAUGAGAGACGAUAUAACUACACCACACCCAAGAGCUUCUUGGAGCAGAUCAAACUGUACCAGAACCUGCUGAACAAAAACAACUCAGAACUACAAGCCAAGAUUAUACGUCUUGAGAAUGGUCUGGAAAAACUUCGCAGCACAGCUACCCAGGUAGAUGAUUUGAAAUCCAAGCUGGCUUCCCAAGAAGUGGAGUUGGCUCAGAAGAAUGAAGAUGCCAACAAGCUGAUCACCAUUGUUGGUGCUGAGACUGAGAAAGUGUCCAAGGAGAAAGCUAUUGCUGAUGAAGAAGAAAAGAAAGUGGCCCAGAUCAACAUAGAGGUCAAGAAGAAGGCGGAAGACUGUGAGAGGGACUUGGCAAAGGCUGAACCUGCUUUGGCGGCUGCAGAGGAAGCGUUGAACACACUGAACAAGGGCAAUCUGACAGAGUUGAAGUCCUUUGGCUCACCCCCUGCUGCUGUAAUCAAUGUGACGUCUGCUUGUAUGUGUCUGCUGGCACCUGGGGGAAAAGUACCCAAAGACAGAAGCUGGAAGGCAGCCAAGAGCUCCAUUAUGGGGAAGAUUGAUCUCUUCUUGGACAAUCUCAUAAACUAUGACAAAGACAACAUCCAUGAGGCAUGUUUAAAGGCCAUUCAGCCCUAUUUGGAUGACCCCGAGUUUGAUCCUGAAUUCAUCCGAGGCAAAUCACUGGCUGCUGCAGGUCUCUGCUCAUGGUGUAUCAACAUUGUCACCUAUUACAGAGUGUACUGUACAGUAGAACCCAAACGAAUGGCCCUGGCUCAGGCCAAUUCUGACUUGGCAACUGCUCAAGAGAAGCUGCGUGUUAUCACCAACAAAAUCCAAAGUCUAGAGUCUGAUCUAGCAGAACUGACCGCAAAGUUUGAAAAGGCCACCAAUGAGAAGCUUCGUUGUCAACAGGAGGCUGACUUGACUGCUAAGACAAUUGAACUGGCCAACAGACUGGUGGGUGGAUUAGCAUCUGAGAAUGUCAGAUGGGCGGAUUCCAUUAACGACUUCCGUGAGCAAGAAAAGACCCUCCCUGGUGAUGUUCUUCUCAUCACAGCCUUUGUAUCGUACGUAGGAUGUUUCACAAAGCAGUACAGGUUGGACUUGAUGGACAAGCACUGGUUGCCAUAUUUGAAGAGCUUGAAGAUACCUAUCCCAGUAUCUGAAGGGCUAGAUCCCCUUACUCUGCUAACAGAUGAUGCUCAGAUUGCCUCAUGGAACAAUGAAGGCUUGCCCAGUGAUAGGAUGUCCACAGAAAAUGCCACCAUUCUUGCAAACUGUGAGAGAUGGCCUUUGAUGAUUGAUCCUCAGCUACAAGGUAUCAAAUGGAUUAAGACCAAGUAUGGAGCAGACCUCAAAGUUAUACGACUUGGACAGAAAGGCUACUUGGAUGCUCUAGAGAGAGCUCUGGCUAAUGGAGAUGUGGUUUUGUUGGAAAACAUUGAAGAAACAGUGGACCCUGUGCUCGAUCCUCUUAUUGGGCGAAACACAAUCAAGAAAGGACGGGCCAUCAAGAUAGGAGACAAAGAGGUAGAGUAUCACCCAAGCUUCAAACUUAUCAUCCAGACAAAACUGGCUAAUCCUCAUUAUCAGCCUGAGAUGCAAGCCCAGACCACCCUUAUCAACUUCACUGUAACCAGGGAUGGAUUGGAGGACCAACUCCUGGCAGCCGUGGUAAGAAAAGAGAGACCUGAUUUAGAGAAACUGAAGGCAGAUCUAACAAGACAGCAGAACGAAUUCAAGAUCACUCUAAAGAAACUUGAGGACAACUUGUUGGCUCGUUUGUCAUCUGCUGAGGGUAAUUUCUUGGGAGACUAUGCCCUAGUAGAGAACCUGGAAACCACAAAGAGAACUGCUGCAGAGAUUGAGGUGAAGGCCAAAGAAGCCAAGAAAACUGAGGCUGACAUUAAUUUGGCACGUGAGAGCUACCGUCCUGCUGCAGCAAGAGCCUCCCUCCUCUAUUUCAUCCUGAAUGAUCUUCACAAGAUCCAUCCUAUGUACCAAUUCUCUCUCAAGGCAUUCAGUGUUGUCUUUGAGAAAGCUAUUGACCGUGCCGAGCCAGCAGAAGAAGUCAAACAGCGUGUAUUGAACCUGAUCGACUGCAUCACCUAUUCCGUGUUCACAUACACAGCUAGAGGCUUGUUUGAGAGAGACAAGAUCAUCUUCACAUCCCAGAUGACAUUCCUGAUCCUGAUGGCAGCUAACGAUAUCAACCCUGUUGAAUUGGACUUCCUACUUCGUUUCCCAGCUGUCCCCAAUGUAACCAGUCCAGUUGAUUUCAUGAACAACAACAGCUGGGGUGGAAUCAAGGCCAUGGCAAACAUGGAGGAAUUCAGGAACUUGGACCGCGACAUCGAAGGGUCUGCCAAACGUUGGAAAAAGUUUGUAGAGAGUGAGUGUCCCGAGAAAGAGAAGUUCCCCCAGGAAUGGAAAAACAAAACCUCUCUCCAGAAGCUGUGCAUGAUGAGGGCCCUUAGACCCGACAGAAUGUCCUAUGCUGUCACGAAUUAUGUUGAAGAAAAGUUGGGAACAAAAUAUGUUGAGGGACGAUCCGUGGAGUUUUCCAAGUCCUAUGAGGAAUCCGGACCUGCCACUCCCAUCUUCUUCAUCCUGUCCCCAGGAGUUGAUCCAUUGAAGGAUGUGGAGGCUUUGGGUAGGACCUUAGGAUUCACAGAUGACAAGGCCAACUUCCACAACAUCUCACUGGGUCAAGGCCAGGAAGUUGUUGCUGAGGCAGCCAUGGAUCUCUCGGCCAAAGAGGGUCACUGGGUUGUGCUGCAGAAUGUCCACUUAGUAGCUAAAUGGCUGCCAACCUUAGAGAAGAAGUUGGAGCAAUACAGUUCAGAAAGUAACCAAGAUUACCGUGUCUACAUUAGUGCUGAGCCAGCAGCCAGUGCAGAAUAUCACAUCAUUCCUCAGGGUAUCCUGGAGGCAGCCAUCAAAAUUACAAAUGAACCUCCAACUGGCAUGUUUGCCAACCUGCACAAAGCUCUUGAUAACUUCAACCAGGACACACUUGAGAUGUGUGCAAGAGAGACAGAAUUCAAGAGCAUUCUGUUCUCCCUCUGCUACUUCCAUGCUGUAGUCUGCGAGAGGAGAAAGUUUGGUGCCCAGGGCUGGAACAGAGUGUACCCCUACAACACUGGAGACUUGAGAAUCAGUGUCAUGGUCUUGUACAAUUAUCUGGAGGCCAAUGCCAAGGUGCCGUGGGAGGAUCUGAGGUACCUGUUUGGAGAGAUUAUGUAUGGAGGUCAUAUCACAGAUGACUGGGACAGGAAGCUUUGUAAGACCUACCUGGAAGUGUAUCUUCACGCAGACAUGUUGGAUGGUGAGUUAUACUUGGCUCCAGGCUUCCCGGUCCCCCCUAACUCCGACUACAAAGGCUACCACAACUACAUCGACGAGUGUCUGCCACCUGAAAGUCCAUACCUAUAUGGUCUCCAUCCCAAUGCUGAGAUUGAAUUCUUGACCACUAAAUCAGAAAACUUGUUUAGAGUUGUGUUGGAAAUGCAGCCUAGAGACUCAGGUUCAUCAGCUGGUGCUGGAGUCAGUAGAGAAGAAAAGAUCAAAGGCAUCUUGGAUGAGAUUGUAGAGAAACUGCCAGAAGAAUUCAACAUGACAGAGAUCAUGGCUAAAGUCCCUCCAGAGGAGAGAUCACCAUAUGUUCUAGUCGCUUUCCAGGAAUGUGAGCGAAUGAACAUGCUGACAAAUGAAAUCAGAAGGUCACUAAAAGAACUUGACUUGGGAUUGAAGGGUGAAUUGACAAUCACAUCGGACAUGGAGGAUCUUGGAAAUGCCCUCUUCAUUGAUAUUAUCCCAGAGAGCUGGAACAAGAAGGCAUACCCGUCUCUCUUUGGUUUGACUGCAUGGUAUGCUGAUCUUCUACUGAGAGUAAAAGAACUUGAGACCUGGUCGUCUGACUUCCAGCUACCAGCCGCUGUCUGGCUCGGAGGAUUCUUCAACCCCCAGUCCUUCCUGACAGCCAUUAUGCAGCAGAUGGCUCGUAAGAAUGAAUGGCCACUUGAUCGUAUGUGUCUGCAGUGUGAUGUAACCAAGAAAGCCCGAGAAGACAUGGCAGGCCCACCCAGAGAAGGUGCAUAUGUCCAUGGUCUGUUCAUGGAGGGAGCCAGGUGGGAUAUGCAGACUGGUAUGAUUAACGAGGCCCGGCUCAAGGAGUUGGCACCACCCAUGCCAGUCAUCUUCAUCAGGGCUAUCCCAGUGGACCGACAGGACACCAGGAAUGUCUAUGAAUGUCCAGUCUACAAGACCAAGACACGUGGUCCAACAUUUGUCUGGACCUUCAACCUUAAGAGCAAAGAAAAGGCCAGUAAAUGGGUGCUGGGAGGCGUUGCUCUCCUACUGCAGGUGUAAACCUCACAAAACAAACUCUUAACAACGACUUAAAACCAAACCAACUCCAAAAUCAAAUUAUAGAACAUUCAAAAUGUUCAAAUUUUAAAAUGUCCCACAAAUUUAAAAUCUCCAUUGUGAACUCUGAAUGACUAAUAAGAUAGUAGUGCUGUGUGAUGCAUUAUUAAUGUUUGUAAUUGACUGUUAUACAUGUGAUAGAUUGUUAUAAGACAUCUGAUGUAGAUGAACCGUCCAGCGUUAUAAUUUAUUUAUUCCAGUUUACUGGAAAUGAGAUUUUGAGAAAAAAAUAUGUGAAGUUAUGAUUUAAAUGAAUGGUUGCUGAAUAAAUUGUUCAUAAAUAUUGUAA